AUGAGUGUCAAAGAAGAAAUUAUUCCUAUUACUUUAAAAGGAAAAUAUGCUGGUGGAAGUGAAAAUAGUCCGUUGACAAAUGAUGAUAUUUUGCGAUUAACAAAUCAACAAUCAAGUAUUAUUUACGGGCCGACACAAUUUGCGAUGAAGUAUCGAGUUCUUCCUUGCAUCAUGACUGAAAAAUUAGAGCAAGGAACUUACAAUGCUCAGGAGAUGUUUUCUCCUGGUCUCAACAGUAUCUAUGGACGUGCAAAUCGACAUCUACGGACUUCGAAACGCAAAAAAAACGGUUGGCGGCACAUGACAAGCACGAUCGAUUUUCUUGUUAAUGAAUACCAACUCGAUCCUGAUACAUUUUUCUACGAAUCAAGUUACGAUACAACCGAGAACAAGUCUUUAUUCACAAAACUUUACAUUGAUCUUGAAAAUUACGUUUCUAUUGAACUUCUAAAUGGCUUCACAAGUUAUGGCGAUGUCGAUAAUCCGAACAAUUUAGAAAAAGAUAAUGAAGAUAAAAGUUUCAAUUGUUUUAGUUCACUUCAAAUUUUUCAUGUGCCACAAACAGCCGAGCGAGCUCGAACGCUUCUUCAACAAUUAUCCAAAUUCAAAAUAUUUCCUGUUUCCGAAGCUACUUUACAAAUGGUUUGCCAUGACGAACGACGUGGUUUCUACACGUCAUCGAUUCACAUGAAGGAACCGCACAUUCCCGAUCUGAAACUUCAUUAUGGAGAUGACUUUCCAGAGAUUCACGAAGAACUUAUUGAAACGCUCCAAGAAGAAGACUCAACGGGUAUCACUCUAUUGCAUGGCCCGCCGGGCACUGGAAAAACCUAUUAUCUUCGUUAUCUCAUCAACGAAAUCAAAGAUAAGAGUUUGAUCUAUGUUCCACCAGAUAUGGUUAAAGACAUGACUAAACCUGGUUUUCUGCCAUUCCUGAUGAAAAACCCGAAUUCCAUUCUGAUUGUUGAAGACGCUGAAAACAUCAUCCGUGAUCGACAACACGAUUCCGUCUUUGCCAAUCAAGCUGUUUCGAAUUUGCUUAAUUUAUCUGACGGUUUGCUUGGCGAUGUGAUGCAUCAACAGAUCAUUUGUACAUUCAAUUGUGAUAUGACAGGAAUAGAUCCAGCACUUCUGCGUGAUGGGCGACUGGUGCUGGAACAUAAAUUUGAUAAACUGAGCAUCCAGAAUGCUCGUCGUCUCUGUGUGGAAUUAGGAAUAGCGAACAAAGGCGAGGAUAUCGCUGAAUCGAUAACAAUCGCUGAAAUCUAUGCGCGAAAGAAUGCACUAGUGGAAGUCACGGCAAAUAAUACAGAGAAUGGCGAAACAACAACAGUUCGAACAAAACGGCAGAAGAAAAAGAAAGCACAAGACCCUUUGUUUGGCUUUUAUUCAUAA
Molecule: messenger RNA, 1395 nt
Organism: Adineta ricciae
Lineage: Eukaryota; Metazoa; Rotifera; Eurotatoria; Adinetida; Adinetidae
Source: the annotation of a GenBank genome assembly